CUCCUUGCGGAAGUCACAACUCUCAAGUCGUGGAUGUGAUAUAUAAUAUAACAUCGUACUCUAGUGUCAGCCAUUUAUUCUAUUAACCAUUUCUAAAUUGAUUGCAUCAUACGAUAUUAAAUUUACUUACUGCUCAGUUUUUCUUGUGAAUUGUAUUCGAUUCAAAGCUUAAACUUUUUAAUUAUUUUUAGUUAUUGUAGUCCAACUAAAAGUUACUGUUCUAGUUUGGUCAGAUCAGUUUGCAACAUGACUCCAAAUAUUCAAUCCUUUAUCAACAGCUUUCAGAACCGAUUAGAACCUCCGGUUCGUCAACAUCUCAAAAAUGUGUAUGGAACACUCAUGAUGACUUGUGGAGCAGCUUCAGCUGGAGUGUAUGUUGAUAUGUUCACAAGAUUCCAAGCCGGAUUCCUUUCAGCGAUUGUCGGCGCAGGUCUAAUGCUGAUGUUAAUUGCUACUCCAGAUAAUGGAAAGAACACAAAGUUAAGACUUGGCUACCUAUUAGGAUUUGGUUUAACUUCAGGUAUGAGCAUGGGGCCUCUUUUGGAUUACGUGAGCAUUAUUGAUCCAUCUAUAAUUGUGACAGCUCUUCUAGGCACAACAAUAGUGUUUGUGUGCUUCUCCAUUGCUGCUAUGCUAGCCGAUCGAGGCAGCUGGCUGUUCCUAGGUGGCACACUCAUGACCUUACUUAGUUCCAUGUCCCUGAUGACACUUGUUAAUAUUUUCAUGCAGUCUCAAUUUCUUUACCAAGCUCAUCUCUACCUGGGAUUAAUGCUGAUGUGCGGUUUUGUUCUGUUUGACACUCAACUUAUCAUUGAGAAGCGUAGAAUGGGUAAUAAAGACUUUGUGCAACAUGCUCUGGAAUUGUUCAUUGAUUUCAUUGGAAUGCUCAGGAGACUUCUCAUUAUCUUAACACAAAAAGAGGAACAGAACCGUCGCCGCAAACGUGAAUAAAUCUUUCAUUAUUAAAAUUUAAGAUGUUUAAAUUACACUGUAUCUUGUAACAUUUUCUUGUAUUUAUUUUUGUUAUGGGUUCAGAACUUUAUAAAUUUCAUAAAAUGAAAUAAAUUAAAACAUAU
Molecule: messenger RNA, 1076 nt
Organism: Vanessa atalanta (red admiral)
Lineage: Eukaryota; Metazoa; Arthropoda; Insecta; Lepidoptera; Nymphalidae
Gene: BI-1
Product: probable Bax inhibitor 1
Exons: 5
Coding region: 247-951 (234 amino acids)
Biological process (GO): cellular response to unfolded protein; negative regulation of apoptotic signaling pathway; negative regulation of RNA splicing
Cellular component (GO): mitochondrial membrane
Molecular function (GO): enzyme binding
Source: RefSeq, a predicted model, not a curated record